CGGAAGCGCGCGUGAGUGUGGCCGUUUCGUUUCACCUUCACUUUCCCGCUGGGAGCCGACAUGAACCCCGCGUGAGCAUCCAGGCUGACCGCGAGAGCUUCAGGACUGGGCACAGGAGCCCGCCCACAGGCUGAGGCGGGGCCAAAGUGACUGUAUGGUGGGCGGAGCUUCACACUGAGCAGCAAGAAGGAUGCUGCAGACUCCCUGUUCUACCUCCAGAAGCGUCAUCUUGCUUUGGUAUCUCCUGUUCUUUUUCUGCGCUUCUCCAGCAGCCUGCAGGGGGAAACACAUGGAGCCGUGCAAUGGACGGGACUGCUCCACCUGUCGGUGUUUCCCGCCCAAAGGGGAGAUGGGAGUUCCAGGUCCUUUGGGUCAGCAAGGCCCUCAAGGGCUGCCAGGUACCUUUGGCCCUCAGGGACCUCCAGGACCAAAGGGACAGAAAGGAGAUGAAGGGGAAGCAGGACCCCUUGGACCCAAAGGCCACAUUGGAAUCAGGGGCCUAAGAGGUUUUCCGGGUUUAGAUGGAAUAGAGGGUCAUCCAGGACCUGCUGGAGGUCCAGGUCUUCGUGGUCAAGAUGGAUGUAAUGGAACUAGAGGAGACCAAGGACUACCUGGGCUUCAAGGACCACAAGGGGCAGAUGGAGCAUGGGGUUUACCAGGACCAAAGGGGUAUCCAGGGGGUUCAGCAGUUUUCUUCUUCCAGCACCCAGGAACACCAGGAGAUCCUGGGCCUCCUGGACUGCCUGGAGUCCAGGGCAAGCCAGGUCUUCUGGGUCCUCCAGGUCUUUCUGGUCCUGCAGGGCAGAACGGGAACAUCGGUGAGCCUGGUGAGCCUGGUCCCAGAGGUCCUCCUGGAGAAAACGGUCAAGCUGUGCCCGGGCCGAAAGGAGAUGAGGGAGAUCAGGGCCAGGAGGGACCCCCAGGGCCCUUCGAGUACGUGGACCCCCCAGAGGACCGGUACAUCAAAGGGGAUCAGGGACCUCCUGGGGUCAAAGGAGCAGCUGGAGUGCAGGGAGCACCGGGCUUGGAUGCCCGUCCUGGGGUCAAAGGAGAGAAAGGCAUUGUGGGAUUCCCGGGGCCCAGGGGUGUCAUCGGUCGGCCUGGUCCAGGGGGGGGGAAAGGUAUCAAGGGACGUAAAGGGGAACAGGGUCUGCCAGGCCUGUUCGGACAGGACGGGUCAAAGGGCAUUAAGGGAGAUCAGGGCCCCAAAGGGCCCCCCCAGAGCAGGGACGUCACACACGUCGGGGACUUCGGAGACCCGGGGGCUCCUGGGUUUCCAGGUCCCCCAGGACACAUGGGGCAUAUGGGGUUUCACGGUCCACCAGGACCCCCAGGCGCGUCGGUGCCGGGACCAAGAGGUCUUCCUGGCAUAAAAGGAUCUCAGGGGUCUAAAGGGGAGAAAGGAGAUCCAGGUCAAAUGAUUACAGACGGAAAAACACCAGGAGAACCUGGGAAACCAGGAUUUCCUGGAUACACAGGGCUAAAGGGAGAGCCAGGAACUCCAGGAAGUUACUGUCUUCCUGGGAUACCAGGACUGCGGGGGGAGCCAGGUGUUCAGGGGCCCCCAGGGGCCACUGGCUUUUCUGGAUUUAGAGGUGAGACCGGUCCCUGCUCUUGUGGCCCUCCAAUCAACACACCCGGACCUCCAGGGCCUUCAGGUCUCUCUGGGAGUCCAGGGUUCCCAGGAGUCCAGGGAUCCCAAGGCCAGAGAGGAGAGGCUGGUUCUCUGGGAGAUGCAGGACUUAGAGGGGAAGAGGGUCUGGUUGGAGAUCAAGGCCCUAAAGGGCUAAAAGGUCAGAAAGGGAGUUUCAGAGUGGUUGAUUUUAAAGGCGAGAAGGGAGAUCAGGGCCCUCCAGGUCUGCUAGGCAGAACAGGAUACUCUGGACAAGCUGGACUCAGUGGAAAUCCAGGGGCCUCCGGAAUCACGGGCCCUGAGGGGGACGAGUUUGCUGGUGUUACUGGAGACAGAGGUCCACCAGGACCAUCGGGACGGAAGGGCCUCCUGGGACCUGCAGGGCCCCCUGGACAGGGGUUUAUGGGAGCGAUAGGAUGGCGAGGUGCCCCUGGGGCUCCAGGACUUAUAGGAUUUCCUGGACCUCCAGGACCAAAAGGCAUUCAAGGUGACACUUUGCCCUGUGGUCCUCAGAGUUUUGGUGCUCCCGGACAGAAAGGAGACUCUGGACUCCCAGGUUACAUGGGAGACCCAGGUCCUCCAGGUUAUCCUGGAGGAACAGGGCUGGAUGGUCUAAAAGGAGAUAAAGGACAGACUGCACUGCCAGGACCACUUGGGAAAACAGGACCUCGGGGUAUGGUUGGAGAUACUGGAGAAGAAGGACCGGAAGGCCUUAGUUUCAUUGGAGACAGAGGCUCUCCAGGACUUCCGGGCCUGACUGGACUUCAGGGAUCAACUGGGGACUCUGAAGUUGGGGAUAUGGGACCUCCUGGCCCCCCUGGACCUUUGGGGUUUCCAGGACCAAAAGGCAUGCCAGGACCCCUAGGCAAAGAUGGAGAACCAGGUUUAGCAGGUCUGCCUGGAGACCCUGGAGUGAAGGGCCACAGAGGACAGGAUGGAGCCCAUGGUUUGAUGGGGCCCCCAGGGUUCCAGCCUGUAUCAUGCGAUGCAGGAAAAGCUGGCGAACGUGGCCAGAGGGGCAUCAGUGGACCCAGAGGACCACGGGGUCCUACGGGCCUUAAAGGAGAGGCGGGGCCUAACGGUCCGGAAUGUCCAGGCUCAAAAGGUGAUGUUGGUAGACAAGGCAUUUCAGGUUCUCCUGGCGGUCCAGGACCUACGGGGCCCACUGGUCCGCCUGGAGACCAAGGCUGGCCUGGGCUUGUUGGAGAAAAGGGACUGACCGGGCCCCAGGGAGAGAGAGGACUGCCUGGAAAUUUAGGAAGGACUGGAGGUCCUGGAGCCCUAGGCAAGCCCGGAGAGACGGGCCUCUGUGGACGAGAUGGACCUCCAGGAUAUGAAGGAGUGAAGGGAGAGAAGGGCUCCAAAGGAGAUGUGGGCCCUCCAGGACAUACCAACGUUAUCCUAAUUAAAGGUCCCAAAGGAGAGCAGGGGCCUCCCGGAGAGAAUGGACUCACUGGGCCCCGAGGGGAUAAAGGUGUGAAGGGGGAUCCAGGUCAUCCUGGGUAUCUGGGGAACUGUGGACCCCCAGGAAUAAAGGGAUUUCAGGGACCCAAAGGACCCCAAGGGAAACCAGGGUAUCCGGGACUAGCUGGACGUAUAGGACUGCGAGGACAGCCAGGCAAUCCAGGAUGGCCUGGAGACCCGGGUGACACAGGAUGUCCUGGACAACCAGGAGAGCCUGGUCAUCUGGGAUGUCCAGGACCCCCAGGUGAUAAAGGAGAAUCUAUAGGCUGUCCUGGAGUGCCCGGAUACAAGGGCCAUCCUGGAUUCCUAGGCCUCCAAGGCCCUCCAGGGCCUCCUGGAGAUCAUGGAGGUAUCGGCAGUCCAGGACUCCCAGGGCAGAAAGGAUGCAAAGGAGAACGUGGUUGCCACGGAAACCCUGGAGAACCAGGCGUGCAGGGUCCCAGAGGCCCCAGAGGGCAUCCAGGUUAUCCAGGUCUUGCAGGUGCACCUGGAGCUGAUGGACCACCAGGAUCAACCGGUGCUCAGGGACUUCCAGGUCCUCCGGGACCACUGGGGCUCCAUGGACUGGAUGGACUGAAAGGAGUCAAAGGGGACAUGGGGACUAAAGGUCUGACUGUAAUUGGUCCAAAAGGACCUCAAGGUCCUCCUGGUGAGAAAGGUCCUCCAGGUCCUCCUGGGCCUUAUGGUACAUCACAAUCAGGACCCCCAGGACCAAAAGGCCCCCAAGGAUCUAAAGGACCUCAAGGAAGAACAGGAUCAGUUGGAGAGCCAGGACCAGACUGCACAAACCCACUUCCAGGGCCUCGUGGAGAUCCUGGUUGUCAGGGACCAGACGGAGAGACAGGGUUCCCUGGAGAAAGGGGUUUCCCAGGUCCAAACCCUCCAGUCCGAGGUGAUGGUGGAGACAAUGGUCUUCCAGGCAGUCCAGGCUUGCCAGGAGAAAGGGGAAAACCGGGGAGCCCUGGACGAGUGGGCUACAGAGGAGAUAUGGGUGUAAAAGGAGAAAAGGGGGACAAAGGUUGGAUUGGACUACCUGGUGAUAAGGGUCCAAAUGGUCAUCUGGGUUCUAUGGGACGUCCGGGAUCAAAGGGAUUUCCAGGACCAGCAGGAAUAAAAGGAGAGAAGGGACAGGUUCUUCCCUCUCAACCUUGUCUUCCGGGACAGACGGGCCCUGCUGGUCUACCUGGCCCCCCUGGUCCAGCUGGAGAUUGUGGUCUGAGUGGAGAAAAUGGUCGAAUAGGGGCAAAAGGUGAGAAGGGAGAGCCGGGGGAUCAGGGGCCAAUAGGAGAAACAGGGCCAAUGGGUCCAAAGGGAGAGCGAGGCAACCUGGGACUGCAUGGAGAGGAAGGCACAGAAGGAGAAAAGGGGACCAGAGGGGCAGUUGGUGACACAGGUCCAGGGGCACCAUGCCAGGAAAAAACCAUGGGCUUCCUGCUGGUGGUGCACAGCCAAUCAGAGAGCAUCCCCCGCUGCCCGCUGCAAACAGAGAAACUGUGGGAGGGAUACAGUCUGCUGUACCUGGAGGGGCAGGAGAAGGCCUACACUCAGGACCUGGGUGCUGCAGGUUCCUGCGUUCGAGUCUUCUCCACCAUGCCGUUCUCCUCCUGCGACAUGAACAGGUGCCUCUACGCCAGCAGGAACGACAAGUCCUACUGGCUGUCAACCAUGGCAAACGUGACCAGGGAGCCCGUGAUGGGCGACUCCAUCCGAAGCCUCAUCAGCCGGUGUGUGGUUUGCGAGGCGCCCUCCACACCUGUGGCCAUGCACAGCCAGAACUCCAUCGAGCCAGAGUGCCCCAGCAACUGGGCCACUUUGUGGACCGGAUACUCCUUCAUAAUGCAUACAGGAGCAGGCGAUGAAGGUGGCGGGCAGUCUCUCACGUCUUCAGGAAGCUGUUUGACAGAAUUCAAAUCUCUGCCCUUUCUGGAGUGCCAGGGGCCUCGAGGGACCUGCCACUUCUUCGCCAACAUCUACAGUUUCUGGCUGACACACCAGGAGGGGGGAGCCUCCUACACCCGCAGGAACUCCAGCACGCUGAUCGACCCCAUGCAGCACAAGAACAACAUCUCCAGGUGCAGGGUCUGCAUGAAGCUGACCAACCAAUGAGCGCCUUGACAAGAGGAGAACCUCCUCCUGCAGGAACCGUGGGGACGGGCAGAACAGCCUCCAACCGUCACGUUUGGGACUUCAACUGCCGCUCCGUCUGUUGGUGGUCAAUAAGUCUUGAUCAGCGGUCGCUGACUCAGCAUGUUUGGUUGAUGACACUCGGUUUUGUUGGGGAUGAAGGGACGCGCUGUAGUCUUACUGCAGAAGAUCUCUGGAAUCAGAUUUGCAUACGAGAAUCCUCCAGAAGAUCAGCGGGUUUAUGCCAAAGUCAGAGAAACUGCAACCAACCAGCAGCUCAGACCCCGCAGGCCUCAGACGGCGGGUUGUUGGUGUGCUUCCUGUGUCCUCUGCUCAUCGGUUUGGCGAACCAACAACAACAAUCAAAUACCGUUCCACCACAAACUCAAAGAAGACGGACCAGGAAGUCAUUGUUGGCUGCUGCCCCACAGGGUUAGAUUGGCUCCACAACACUGUUAGAACCAGAUGGUUCCGCUGGUGCCUGAAAAAUGCAGCUUCAGAACGUCGGUGGAACGAAGAGAUGUUCUGCUGUGUGAGGGUUAGACUCCAGAGCAGACCAGGACUAGACUUGGAUCAGAUCAGAACCAGAAGUCGGUCAGACCAGAACAAGACCUGGAUGAGACCAGAACCAGAUCUGACCCAGGUCUGGUUCUGGUCUGACCCAGGUCUCGUUCUGGUCUGACCUAUGUCUGUUUCUGACCCAGAUAUGGUUCUGGUCUGAUCCAAGUCUUAUUCUGGACUGAUUCAGGUCUUGUUCUGGUCUGACCCAUGCCUGGUUCUGGUCUCGUUCUGGUCUGACCCAGAAAUGGUUCGGGUCUGAUCCAAAUCUUGUUCUGGUCUGAUUCAAGCCUAGUUCUGGUCCUGACCCAGAUCUUGUUUUGGACUGACCCAUGUCUGGUUCUGGUCAGAUCUGAUUGUAGAGGAGGGAAUCCAGGAGUUUUCAAAAUAAAGCAGUAUCAAUAUCAGCCAAUGUACUCUUUCUGUGUGGUUCAGUACCAACAGACCAAUGGACCAGUUGGCCCGGUCCAGAACCUGUGAGGUUGGGGACUGACAGGUCUGGUAAGAGCUGGAUUAGGGACAGAUCCAGGAACUCUUUUUGGAUUUUCUGGGCAGUUUGAGUGACUCUGACGUGAGUUUUUGUAUGAUUCUUACUCUUUAAAUGAGCCGAGCCCUUGUUGGCCCCGCCCACCUAUUGAGACCCAAAGGCACCCCCCACUUGUAAACCAAGCAGGAGGGAAAUCGGAGUAACUCCGCCAGAGUCUCUCUUUAAGAUCACUUUGCCGGUCCCAAGCCCGGAUAAAGGAGGAGGGUUGUAAAUGUGGCCCUUCAAAAUAAAAGCUUAUCCGUAAUCCUGAACAUCAGCGCAUAGAAACUGUCUUCUGAACAUUUCAUUGACGAGUUAAUGACAUGUAUUCAUUUUCUCAUAGGACUCAGUGGAAGUAGUGCGGUUUUCAUUUUUUAAAUUCUUCUGCUUUGGACGGACGGUGAAAACGAGAAGCUAAAACUCUCCAGAAAUCGGGUUAAUGAGGGACGUCUGAACGGUGAAGGUUCUCCAUCCAGGUGACUUUGGAGCGACUUCUGGACUUAAAAUCUCCUCCAUGAUACGUUUCUCCGCUCAUCCAAGUGGCUUCAUUAGCUGCAGUGUUCGAGUUCUAACAUUGAGGGAAGUUAAAGGUUGGAACAUUUUCAGACAGCAGCCUGAAUCAGACUGUGGAGCGUUGAGGAGCCAAUCAAAUCCUUCAUGUAGGUCAGCCACCAAUGUCUUUCCUCGGUGCCGGCUGUUUAUCCCUUGUGCUAUCUUAGAUGCCCCCCCCCUUCCAUUGAGGUGUUCUCCCUACCAUGACAAAGGUGGAUAAAGGUGGAAAGAUUUCAUG
This is a messenger RNA of Oryzias latipes (Japanese medaka), 7095 nucleotides long. RefSeq names its product collagen, type IV, alpha 4 (gene col4a4). Gene Ontology annotation, molecular function: extracellular matrix structural constituent conferring tensile strength. NCBI's taxonomy places the organism in Eukaryota, Metazoa, Chordata, Actinopteri, Beloniformes, Adrianichthyidae. Gene Ontology annotation, cellular component: collagen trimer. Gene Ontology annotation, biological process: extracellular matrix organization. The record is from RefSeq and is a predicted model, not a curated record.